AUGGAGUUCUUGAAUUUUGCUUUUUUCCUGCAUUUGCUCCGAUUGCUGUUUCUGUCGUCGUCGCCGCUGUUGCUUUUGUUGCGGUCGCGAUUGCGAUUGCGAUAGCUGAUAUUUAUAAUAACUUCUUAAUUCAACUACACCUUGAACUUAAAAACUGA
Ambispora leptoticha is the source of this 158-nucleotide messenger RNA. The record is from the annotation of a GenBank genome assembly. Lineage: Eukaryota; Fungi; Glomeromycota; Glomeromycetes; Archaeosporales; Ambisporaceae.